AUGUCGAGGCCUCCAGCACAUCCUAAAGGCUGGGCACCGGCACCAUCCGUGACUUCUCCGCCUGUGUCUUUCCGACCUGCGACUCCAACACGACAUUCGCCGAUCCACCGUCUCCCGCCACCGUACAUUCCGUGCCCAAAACCGAUGAGACCCACAUCAUCUCCAUUGCCUACUGCUGUGCCACAACCUUAUAGAUACCCAUCACCGUGUCCGUCACCGCAAGUAUAUGAAUCGCCUUCAUUGAUGCCGUCAUAUAGACCUCGAGAAUUUGUGGUGCUUGAAGCUCCAUCACCACAACAGUGGUCAGACGAAGAUAACACGACCGACGGCCGUUCAACUGCAGAAAUAAUUGCUCAACAAUCUCAGGAUUACGUUGAUGAAAAAUUGGCUGAGUAUCAGGCUACGAUUUAUAUGCUACAAGACGAACAGGAGAGAGUGCAAAAGAAAACCUUUGUUAACUGGAUAAACUCGUAUCUGAGUCAAAGGAUACCGCCACUGAAAAUUGACGAUUUGAUCGAAGAUCUUAAAGAUGGUACUAAGCUACUUGCAUUGUUGGAAGUUUUAUCAGGAGAAAGACUGGCUAUCGAGCGUGGUCGUAACAUGAGGAGACCUCAUUUUUUGAGUAACGUAAACUCUGCUAUACAAUUUUUACAAAGUAAACGGAUCAAAUUAGUAAAUAUAAAUUCUGCUGACAUUGUGGAUGGGCGACCUCCAAUAGUUUUAGGGCUUAUUUGGACUAUAAUUUUAUAUUUUCAGAUUGAAGAAAAUACAAAAGGACUCUCGUCAUUGAAUUACUCUUUUAGUGGAAGCACGAGUAGCCUGGAAAGCAUUCGAUCUCCCACGAUGGAAAUUAAUCGAAAAGCUGAUGGUGCUAAAAAGACAUUGUUAAAGUGGGUUGGAACCGUAAUACCAAAGGAGAGUAAUAUAAAAGUAAAAGAUUUUGGACCAAGUUGGAGGGAUGGCAUAGCUUUCCUCACUAUUAUAGAUACUAUACAAACAAAUUUAAUUGAUAUAACUACUUUGAGAAAUGAAACAAACCGUACCAGACUAGAAACUGCAUUUAAUGUCGCUGAACAAGAUUUAGGAAUCACUCGUUUACUGGAUCCAGAAGAUGUCGAUGUUGAUCGGCCGGACGAAAGAUCGGUUAUGACUUAUGUAGCGCAAUUUGUGCAUAAGUAUCCUGAAGUUCGAAGUGAAAGUGGUGAAUCAAUCGAUAAAAUUCAAAAAGACUAUAAUCUUCUUUUAACAUGGUUAACUGAAAAAACUCAAUACCUAUCUUGGUCACAAAAUUUAUCUCAAGAUUAUUUGGAAUUUUCAACUGCCCAAGAAGAAAUCGUUUCUAUGAGUCAUUUAUAUAACAGACUAAAGAAAAUUUGUAAUUCUGGUUCGUCAAUUAGUAUUUCAGCACAAUCAUGGAAAGAAUUAGAAAAGCUUUGGACGUUAUUAGAUAAUCUUAUGAAAAAUUGGCAAUGGCAGUUAGACCUCUGUUUACCAGAGCCAUUUAAAGUAAUUGGGGAAUGGAUUACAAAAGCUGAGCAGCUCAUAAACGACAACAAUAUCCCAUCUAUCAUGAACGAAGAAACUGCGAUUAUAAUUAGUAGAAAACUGGAAGAUCAUAAAACAUUUUUUGCUGAUUUGCCUGAAGUUCAACAAAAAUUCAACGAGCUGUUGGUUAAAACUAAAAACCAAAACAAAGAAGUGCAUGAACUAUCAAGACGUCUCAAUAACAUUGAAAUAGAUUCACACAAACGGCGAACCUAUCUAAAAUUUUUAGAACACAAGUGUUGUUUGAUUGCAUUUUUAAAUUUGACCGAAAAUAAACUAAAAGCAUGGACUGUUAAAUAUGGCCGUCAUCAGGAUGUUUUACUGCUUCUCGAGAAAUACAACAAUUUCGUUAUAGGAAAUAAUAUAUUUCAAGAAUUUAAUAAGGCGUUCAUAGAUAUGCAAAACGUUGUACAAGAGUAUAAACAUGAAUGUCGUAUAGAGUAUAAAGAAAUGAUUGCAAUUGAAAAAUUCAUGAGACAAACUGCUGAACAAUGGAAAAGUAUUGCAAUGGAGCUGAGAUGUGCACAGAGUAUGCUUGAAGAAGUAAUAUCAUACUGGAGACGGUGGAAAUCAUUAUCUGAAGAUAUGAAAGCAUGGUUUGUGGAUGCUGUUGAAAAAUUGAACUUGCCACACGAGCAACGGAUUGAUUUUUUUCAGGAUAUUGGUGUCUGGAAGGAAAAAUAUGAAUUACUUAAUGAUACUGUAAGCUUUUUAAUUGCAACAUGUGAAGAUUCAAUUUGUGCUGAAUUAAAACACGAGUUCCAAAGUAUUACAGCUAUGUGGGAAAAAAGCUAA
Messenger RNA from Diuraphis noxia (Russian wheat aphid), 2340 nucleotides. It is a transcript of the gene Msp300, whose product is annotated as Muscle-specific protein 300 kDa. Gene Ontology annotation, biological process: nuclear migration. Gene Ontology annotation, molecular function: actin filament binding. Lineage: Eukaryota; Metazoa; Arthropoda; Insecta; Hemiptera; Aphididae. Gene Ontology annotation, cellular component: nuclear outer membrane; cytoplasm; meiotic nuclear membrane microtubule tethering complex. The record is from RefSeq and is a predicted model, not a curated record.